This is a messenger RNA of Prunus armeniaca (apricot), 1710 nucleotides long. Lineage: Eukaryota; Viridiplantae; Streptophyta; Magnoliopsida; Rosales; Rosaceae. The record is from the annotation of a GenBank genome assembly.
AUGGCUGAGCCAGCGUACACCGUGGCAUCCGAUAGUGAAACUACUGGAGAGGAAAAAUCGUCAGCCACUUUUUCUGAAACUGCAAUUGGAAUUGACAUUGGCACUUCACAGUGCAGUGUUGCGGUCUGGAAUGGCUCCCAGGUUGAGCUCCUUAAGAAUACUAGAAACCAGAAGAUGAUGCGUUCAUAUGUCACAUUCAAGGAUGAGAACCCAUCAGGGGGAGUAAGCAGUCAACUCGAGAAUGAGCAGGACGUGUUAUCCGGAGCUGCAAUCUUCAACAUGAAACGCUUAAUUGGCAGAGUUGAUACUGAUCCAGUUGUCCACUCAAGCAAGAGCCUACCGUUUUUAGUACAAACAUUGGGCAUUGGGGUGCGCCCAUUAAUUGCAGCCUUGGUCAACAAUGUGUGGAGGUCCACCACUCCUGAAGAAGUAGUGGCAAUAUUUUUGGUGGAACUCAAGGCAAUGGCAGAAAUCCGGUUGAAACGGCCCAUAAAAAAUGUUGUCCUGACCAUUCCAGCUUCAUUCAGCCGAUUCCAGCUGACUCGUAUUGAAAGAGCUUGUGCCAUGGCUGGUCUUCAUGUACUCAGGCUGAUGCCUGAACCAACUGCUGUUGCGUUGUUAUAUGCUCAACAGAAUGCAUCUCAGAACUCAAAUACUGGAUCGGAGAAGAUUGCUCUAAUCUUCAAUAUGGGUGCUGGAUACUGUGAUGUAGCUGUAACUGCUACGGCUGGAGGAGUUUCUCAAAUAAAAGCCUUAGCAGGAUCUGCCAUUGGAGGGGAAGACUUGCUUCAGAAUAUGAUGCGUCAUCUGUUGCCAGAUUCCGAGAGUCUUUUAACUAGUUGUAGACUUGAUGAUAUAAAGUCUGUGGGCUUACUUCGAGUUGCAACCCAAGAGGCAAUACACAGUCUCUCCUCCCAAACUAAUGUUCAAGUUGAUGUUGACUUGGGAAAUGGAACAAAAAUAUGUAAGGUUGUGGAUCGCGGGGAAUUUGAGGAAGUUAACCGAGAUGUGUUUGAUAAGUGUGCGAGCCUCAUAAUCCAGUGCUUGCACGAUGCAAAGGUUGAUACUGAGGAUGUGAGCGAUGUAAUAGUUGUUGGUGGAUGUUCGUAUAUUCCAAAGAUAAAAAGCCUUGUCAUGAGCACAUGCAAAAAGCAGGAGCUUUACAAAGGAAUGAACCCAUUGGAAGCUGCUGUCUCUGGAGCAGCACUAGAAGGAGCGGUGGCAUCAGGUCUUAGUGAUCCCUUUGGAAGUUUGGACUUGCUAACCAUUCAAGCCACUCCUUUGGCCAUUGGUAUUCGAGCUGAUGGAAACAACUUUGUGCCCAUCAUACCUAGAAGCACCACAAUGCCAGCACAAAAAGAUCUGAUUUUCACAACCGCCCAUGAUAAUCAAGCUGAAGCACUGAUAAUUGUGUAUGAAGGAGAGGGGAAGAAGGUGGAAGAAAAUCAUUUGCUGGGCUAUUUCAAGAUCACGGGAAUUCCGCUGGCCCCCAAAGGAGUUCCAGAAAUAAGAGUAAUACUGGACAUUGAUGCUUCAAGCGUGCUGCGAGUUUUGGCUGGGGUCUUAAUGCCAGGAUCUCAUCAACCAGUAAAUCCAGUCAUGGGAGUGAGGAUGCCGACAGUUGAUGACGGUCACGGCUGGUGUGCUGAAGCCCUAAACAGAGCUUAUGGUUCUACUCUAGACUUGGUAACAGUGCAGAGGAAGAUAUAG